This is a messenger RNA of Oryzias melastigma (Indian medaka), 1224 nucleotides long. RefSeq names its product solute carrier family 2, facilitated glucose transporter member 9. Gene Ontology annotation, molecular function: hexose transmembrane transporter activity. NCBI's taxonomy places the organism in Eukaryota, Metazoa, Chordata, Actinopteri, Beloniformes, Adrianichthyidae. Gene Ontology annotation, cellular component: membrane. The record is from RefSeq and is a predicted model, not a curated record. Gene Ontology annotation, biological process: monosaccharide transmembrane transport. The transcript has 8 exons. The coding region runs from base 1 to 972 and encodes 323 amino acids.
AUGUUGGAGUUACUUGGUACAAAGAAGGACUGGCCUUGGCUCCUCGGUUUUAAUGGUUUCGCUGCGUUGUUCCAGCUCUUCACGCUGCCAUUUCUCCCAGAGUCUCCCAGAUUCCUGCUGCUGGAGAGAGGGGACAGCCAGGCCUCGGCAAAGGCUUUUGAAAGGCUCUGGGGUAAAAACGACUACAGCAGGGAGCUGGAUGACAUGAUGAAGGAGAAAGCCAGCCUUCACAGUAUCCCUAACCAAUCAGUUUUGGAGCUAUUUCAGAGCCGAUCGCUCCGCUGGCAGCUCCUCACCAUCCUCAUUGCCUUCAGUUCCCUUCAGCUGUCUGGCAUCAACGCUGUGUACUUUUAUUCCUUUGAAGUCCUCAGUGCAGCAGGAAUUCCACAUGAUAAGUUAGCUUAUGCAGCGCUGGGAACAGGCCUGUGUGAACUCGUCACAUCUACAACUUGUUUCAUCAUUAUUGAGAGUAUGGGCAAAAAGGUUCUGCUCUACAGAGGCUACAUCGCCAUGUCUGUAACUCUAGGUCUUCUCACCAUCACUGUAUACUUCCAAAAAUCCGUCUCCUGGUUGCCAUACUGCAGUUUGGUUCUCGUCUUCUUCUUCAUUUUCUUUUUUGCUAUUGGACCAGCUGCAACAACGGCUCCUCUUCCCGGAGAAAUCCUGCCUCAGUCCUUCAAAUCUGCAGGAUACACUCUAGGCUGCACCAUCAACUGGAUGGGCCUGUUCGCACUGGGGAUGCUUUUCCCCACCAUGGUGGAGAAUCUUGAGAGUUUCUGCUUCCUCAUCUUUCUGGUGUUCUGCCUCGUCUGUGGGCUGUACGUCGCAUUCAACGUGCCCGAGACGAAGAACCGAACGGUGCUGGAGAUCACUGCGGAGUUUGAGAGGAUGCACUGCAAAGAUGAAACAUCACAGAAGAAGAAGCCCGAACAGGAUCUCAGUGGAAUCAAAUCCUGUAGUACCAAAUUCUGAUUCACACAGGAAAGUCUGCUAAGAUUCCUGAACAGAUGACAUUUUAGUGCUUUUAAAUUAAGAGUUUCUCACGCAGAAAUGAAAAGUUAUUUGUGUCAUGAUAAAACUUUAUUUUCCCAUAAACAAACAAGCAUGAGUAUUAGAUAUCCUUGCUCAUACAAAGAAAAUCACAAUUUAAAUCUCUUUUUUUUAAGUUAAAUAAACUUUCCUUGUUUUUCAUGAAGCAUUUAUGUAUGAAAGUUGUUCUUUUUC